UUCGAAGGGAUUUCUCUUCCUUGAUCUAGGGUUUCGUCUUUGCGCGUGGGUUCCCCGCGUUUUUGCUCGAAAUCUCCAUCGGAAGCAAUUUCGAAUCUCGGGUGUGGUUAUCGAAAUAGGAUCGGCGCUAGGAAUCCUUACUUGGGAAGCGUAGGCUUUAUCGUUUCAUGUUCGCGGACUCCUGAGGGAUCCUUGAAUUGGUUAUUGAUCUCGGGGGAGGAAGCCCGUCUGAAACUUGAGAAUGGUUGUUGGUACUUUUGGUUGAUAAGGUUUGUGACGUUGAAUCCUGGGGCCAUCCGUUCCGGACGUGAUUUCGGAAGAGUGAUCUCUUGAGUGGUGGUUUCUUUUGAGUGAGAUUGGGUACAAUGUCUCGCUGCUUUCCGUAUCCGCCGCCUGGGUUCCUAAAGACCAAUGGCGAGAGUGCGGUCUCAAAGGCUGGGGAAGAAAGACACAAGAACAAUAAAGAGAGGAAAGAGAGAAAGAAAGACAGGAAACAUAAGGAGAAAAGUUACAGGGACAAUGGAAUGGUAAAAGAGAAGAAGCAUCGUGAGCAUAAGAGGCACAAACAUGAGCGGAGCAAGACAAAGCACAUAGUAGGAGAUCGUGCAGAGAGAAGAGAAGAUGAAAAUGAGCAGAUGGAGAGGAGUAGCCUUACAGAAGAACUCGGACAACCAGUUGGCUUUCAGAACUUCUCGGACUCUUUUGACAGCGCUCAUUGCAGAGGGAAGCGCCCUCAUGAUGAUUCGACCUGCGCAUGCGGCCCCUCUUUUCACAAGAAGCAACGAACUUGUGAAGCAGACAGCACCUGUGAAGGAAAAGGCCUUUGGAUUCGGUUGCCUGUCCUGAAAGAUGAACAGCAGGAAUCAAGCAACCGGGCCUCUGUGGGCGUUCUUGCAGCUCUGCCACAAAUGGGAGAAACAGCCUCUUCUCUGCACAGCGGUGAAGUUGGUCGCCACAAGGCAGAAGCUCGAUUUAAGUAUGGAGCUGAGGAUUUGUGCCCUGCACUGCCGCCGAUGUCUAGCGAGCUAAGUGAGCCGGAGAACCUAGACUGGCUCUUUGAAAAGAAGCAUCAUACGCAUGACAAAGAAAGACGGAAAGCCAACGAAGAGUUAGGGGAAGGCGUUUCUGAAGUCUGGUCAUGCGCUUGUUACCUGCCAUCAGCCGAUCUGCAUGUGCUUCCGUACGUGAACCCCUACUAGAUAGGGUAGCUGAAUUACAUAGUGAGAAUUGUGAAUAUAUAAAGAUAUGAGAGAAUUGCACGCAUUAUACAAAAUGGCCAUGUCCUUCCUGUGUGCAUCCUGGGGAGAAGUAGAGGUUUCCGCUAUUAUUGUGGAUGAGGAAAGGAGUAGAGACGUGUCUGUGGGGGUUCCACCUAUCCCAGGCCGCUCCUUGUUUUUACUAAGAGCGACUGCCGUGAUGAAUGCUAUUUGUACAGAUGAAUAUUCUAUUAAUGAAUUUAUAGUCCAUCAAUUUAUAAAAUUUUGAUUCUAAAAGAUGGAACACCUCGCUUCAAGGUAAAAGGUUGGUGAUGAAACCUUGCCUUUGCCGCUUGAUUGUUUGAAGCUGGUCGAGGAUGUUGAAGCUGUCAAUAUCAGCAAAAUGAUGUCAUGUAUCAAUAAAAAUGUUUUGAAUGAUUGCAUUAUUUUCAUAGUAUCUUCAGACAA
Molecule: messenger RNA, 1664 nt
Organism: Nymphaea colorata (pocket water lily)
Lineage: Eukaryota; Viridiplantae; Streptophyta; Magnoliopsida; Nymphaeales; Nymphaeaceae
Exons: 3
Coding region: 366-1199 (277 amino acids)
Source: RefSeq, a predicted model, not a curated record